AUGAAAACUUACUUUCGAGUUACUACAGUGUUACUUAAAUGUAUUGAAUAUAAUUUACAUUUAAGUUCAUACAUUAAAGCAGCAAAUGCAAUUUCUAUAAACAAAAUUCGAUGUUAUUCUACCGGUUUACCAGGAUCUGGAGCUGGUAAAGGUGGUGGAGGUGGUGGGACGGUAAGGGAAUCUGGUGGUAGCCUUGGAGAAUAUGCGGCGGCGCAGGAAGAAAGUUACUUCUUUAAAAAGCAGAAGGAGCUACUAAAGAAGAUAAGGAAGAAGUUAGAGACUGGGGAAUCACUAGUACGGGCACAUAAAGAAAAGGAUGAAAAAUGA
This is a messenger RNA of Parnassius mnemosyne (clouded apollo), 327 nucleotides long. The record is from the annotation of a GenBank genome assembly. NCBI's taxonomy places the organism in Eukaryota, Metazoa, Arthropoda, Insecta, Lepidoptera, Papilionidae.